UAAUGAUUAUCUGUUGAGGACACCAUUUCAACCAGGGAAAGGGGGAAAUAGUAAAAGGAAAAGGCCAGAGGUGAGAACAUGUUUUUGUGUCCAGGGACCAUCAAGGAGGCCAAACCUUUUGACAGGCAAACCUUUCAAAUCUUGUCAUGCCUGCAAAUGAAAAUCCUUGACCCUAGACAUUGUAGAGACUGGUCAACUUUGCAGGGACUGGUCUCUGUAGGCCCUUCAAAAAGCAUGACCCAGUUAUGAGUCUCAGGUUUUACCCAGCUUCGUGGCUCGUCCUCUGAUGGUGCAUUUCAAAAUGCUUCCUGAGUUCACUAUUCAAAUAUUACAUACUUUUCUGAACCUAGCAUGAGUUCUCACUCCAGCUUAAGAACUGGCUCUAUUGAUGCACCCCACAUUACUUCCUUUCUUCUUGAGUCUACAUAGAUAUUACUGCCUAUAUUGUUCAUUUUAAUUAUGAAAAAUCUAUCAUUCUGUUCUGAUUCAUGCAUGUGUCUCUCGCCACCUCAAUUAACAUGUAACAUAAGAGCUAGAUGUUUAAAAGUGUUUAAAAUCCCUUUUGGCUACUAUCUGUUCAACAGAAAGUGCUCACUAAAAACUUUCUGCAUGUCCAAUGAACGUUUCAUUUAACCAUCUCACAAACUAGAAACACAAUGGAGAGAGCCUAAUCUUUCCCUGUUCCUCCCUUUCGCCAGGAAGAUAUGAGUAGCUAAAGUAUUUGGUGCUAUAUAUAGCCAGUUGAUGUCAGCUGAAUGCCAGUCUCUUCAGAAAAGCUCAGUCCCCAGUUUGAGUCAGAGUAGGGACCAUGCUGUCCCAGGUUCAAGGAUAAAAACCAUCAGGCUGAAGUGCCAUCCAUAGUCCAUCUCCAGAGUCUUCCUCCACAAACUGGGAUUCAUCCCCGCUGAAAAAGCACAAUCUAACAGCAAGCGAACAAAAAAACCAUGCUAUCACAUAAUACUAUGGUGAAGCAGAGAAAACAGCAAGCAACAGCCAUCAUGAAGGAAGUCCAUGGAAAUGAUGUUGAUGGCAUGGACCUGGGCAAAAAGGUCAGCAUCCCCAGAGACAUCAUGUUGGAAGAAUUAUCCCAUCUCAGUAACCGUGGUGCCAGGCUAUUUAAGAUGCGUCAAAGAAGAUCUGACAAAUACACAUUUGAAAAUUUCCAGUAUCAAUCUAGAGCACAAAUAAAUCACAGUAUUGCUAUGCAGAAUGGGAAAGUGGAUGGAAGUAACUUGGAAGGUGGUUCGCAGCAAGCCCCCUUGACUCCUCCCAACACCCCAGAUCCACGAAGCCCUCCAAAUCCAGACAACAUUGCUCCAGGAUAUUCUGGACCACUGAAGGAAAUUCCUCCUGAAAAAUUCAACACCACGGCUGUCCCUAAGUACUAUCAAUCUCCCUGGGAACAAGCCAUUAGCAAUGAUCCGGAGCUUUUAGAGGCUUUAUAUCCUAAACUUUUCAAGCCUGAAGGAAAGGCAGAACUGCCUGAUUACAGGAGCUUUAACAGGGUUGCCACACCAUUUGGAGGUUUUGAAAAAGCAUCAAGAAUGGUUAAAUUUAAAGUUCCAGAUUUUGAGCUACUAUUGCUAACAGAUCCCAGGUUUAUGUCCUUUGUCAAUCCCCUUUCUGGCAGACGGUCCUUUAAUAGGACUCCUAAGGGAUGGAUAUCUGAGAAUAUUCCUAUAGUGAUAACAACCGAACCUACAGAUGAUACCACUGUACCAGAAUCAGAAGACCUAUGAAAAGAAAGUUGUAUGUGCCACAUAAAACUCUGAAUAUAAAAGUUGCUGUUCUACUAUUUUAAUUACUGGCAAAGCCACUUGCAUUUUUCAUUAGUAGCAAUAAUAGCAAUUUAGUGAUUUUCCUUUUGUGACAUUCAAUUUCAAUCUCAGAUCAAAUACUAAUAAACAAUUAGAAAUCUUACUUUAAAAAACUUAUAACUCACUUGUCUUCAUUCAUAAUUUUGUUUUCACCUGGUUUAAAGAAUCUAGACAUUUUAUUGCAAAAGUUCAGAUGGAAAAGUAAUUGCAAACAGUUUCACCUUUGUCUCAUUUUAUAUGAUUUAUUGCAGGGUAAGUUUUUCAAGUGGAAUCUAGAAUCAAAAUACAGGGAGAGAUAUGAAGACCUAUUCAGAGUUUCAUCUAGGGAUGAAAGCUAUGGAAGAUGAUGUACAAAUGUUAUUGAUGGAGAAAAUGGUUGGGUGUGUCCUUUCUGGUGACCAUGAGAAAAUAAUAUGUCUUGAUGAAGUCUUUUCAUUAGUCACUCUUAGAAUUCUAAAGUGCUUUGCACUUUUCAAUAUGUUUUGAAUCAUUAGGUAAUUUAUUCUGGAUGAUAUUCUCCAAAGUUCAAUUCGGUUAUUAUAUUCAUUUAGCAUUAAGUCAAGGAGACUGAGAGACAAUGACUCAAGGGACGUCAUAGUACCAUAGUUUUAAGGACCAAGGUGUGCCCAGAAUUCAAGUUUCACAAAUCCCAAUGCUGUGCAUUGAUUAUGUUCAACUUUACGUGUGCAUUUUUAGAAGAGUAAGAACAAAUAAAGUACACACUAAUAUACAUAUAAAUACAUACAUAUUUGUGAGAGAAGGAAAGAGUAAGUAAUUUGAAUAGGCAGCUUUCUUUGCUAAAUCUUUAAAUUCUGUUAAAAUCCUCAAGUAACUGGGGAGUACAUGCUUUAGGACACAAACAAAAACAAAGGGCAUGAAAGUAUCUGAAAGCAAUGUAGCACACAUCUAUCAUAAUAUAUGUAAUAUAUUGACAUAGAAGACACAAACUAAACUAAUAUAAAGUUAUAGUUAUAUCUUAAAAUAUGAUUGAAGAAGUAUAUGACAUAUAACUUAUAGAAAUCAGUAUCAAUUCCUCCCAUUUCAAUUCAGUUAAGACUUCUGUGAUAGAUGUUUAUAGCAGAGAAGAAAUGUCUCAUCAAUAGAAAACUAUCAGAUAAAGUUUAGGAGAUAGGAAGACAGACUGUGUAUAGUAAUGAAAAUACCAAGUUGCAACAUUACAUAUUUACAAAAAAAAAAUCUGUGUUUGUAGUGUGGAAAUUGGUGACUGUUUUAAUCAUCAUCUAGACUUGUAAGUAGAAAAAUUCUAAAAAUUUGCUUAUGAAAAUAUAACCCUCAGAAAGUAACAAUGACAAAGUAUUAUAUUUAUACAUAUUAUUGUAGAGAAUUUGUAUAUUUUUAAAUAUGUCUUAAGAUAUCUUAAUUUUAUUUAUAAGUUUUGGUGUUUACCUGUUUUAAAAUGAUAAUGUUGGCAUCUGUGAUAAACUAUCAAUGAGGCUCCCAUCAUGCCAUUUUUUGUUCAUUUUAAUCUUUAAAAAAUAAAAAUUAGGCAUAUUCAUUAUGCAUUUUGAUGAAA
Messenger RNA from Pongo pygmaeus (Bornean orangutan), 3351 nucleotides. RefSeq names its product myozenin 2 (gene MYOZ2). The transcript is spliced from 6 exons. Gene Ontology annotation, molecular function: actin binding; FATZ binding; telethonin binding. NCBI's taxonomy places the organism in Eukaryota, Metazoa, Chordata, Mammalia, Primates, Hominidae. The coding region runs from base 945 to 1739 and encodes 264 amino acids. Gene Ontology annotation, cellular component: Z disc; actin cytoskeleton. The record is from RefSeq and is a predicted model, not a curated record.